GUUUGGUGAUGGCACGUUUACACGGGAGCCAAAUGCAAUCUGGAUCAAACUCGGUUUUAGAUUUGCGGUUACAUUUUUCCUGGGGUUUGUUGGCCAAACAAGGCGAGUGUCCUCCUGGGGUGAUGGAGAGGAAGGUGGAGUUGGAGAAAGAGAGGGAGGAGAGGAGGACAAGUGUCUUUUUCUCUGCUUCUGUCCCGAACACACUCCGCCUGCACCACCUCCUCAUCCCGCCUGCACCACCUCCUUAUCCCCUCGCACUUGUCCACACACUCCGCCUGCACCACCUCCUCAUCCCGCCUGCACCACCUCCUCAUCCCGCCUGCACCACCUCCUUAUCCCCUCGCACUUGUCCACACACUCCGCCUGCACCACCUCCUCCAUCCCCUCGCACUUCUCCACAAGCUCCCUUGUCCAUCUGCACCUCUCUGCCGGGAAGCAGGCGCUCGCAGGCGGCUGAGGAGCAUGGAGAGCGCAGGCAGCGGCUCGGAUGGAGGAGAUCGCAGUUCGAUCGCCGCCUUGAUGAACGCCAGCGGCGUGGCCGCGCUGUGUGGCAACAUGAGCGCGCUGGCCAACGCCACGGAGGCGCGCUGCGAGGGCGAGCGAGUGCGGAGCGGCCGCCCGGACGACGCGGACUCCAACCCGGUGAUGAUCGCCAUCGUCAUCACGGCGCUGUACUCCAUCGUGUGCGUGGUGGGGCUGGUGGGCAACGUGCUCGUCAUGUACAUCAUCGUCAGGUACACCAAGAUGAAGACGGCCACCAACAUCUACAUCUUCAACCUGGCGCUGGCCGACGCCCUGGUCACCAGCACGCUGCCCUUCCAGAGCGUCAACUACCUGAUGGGCACCUGGCCCUUUGGGGACAUCCUGUGCAAGAUGGUGAUGUCCAUCGACUACUACAACAUGUUCAUCUCCAUCUUCACGCUCACCACCAUGAGCAUCGACCGCUACGUGGCCGUCUGCCAUCCCGUCAAGGCUCUGGACUUCAGGACGCCGCGCAACGCCAAGAUCGUCAACGUCUGCAACUGGAUCCUGUCGUCCGCCAUCGGCCUGCCCGUCAUCUUCUUGGCCUCCACCCAUGUCACGCCCUCCAGCAUCGUGGACUGCAAGCUGCUGUUUCCACCGCCGUCCUGGUACUGGGACACCAUGCUGAAGAUCUGCGUCUUCAUCUUCGCCUUCAUCAUGCCCGUCCUCAUCAUCACCGUCUGCUACGGCCUCAUGAUCCUGCGCCUCAAGAGCGUGCGCAUGCUCUCCGGCUCGCAGGAGAAGGACAGGAACCUGCGGCGCAUCACCCGCAUGGUGCUGGUGGUGGUGGCCGUCUUCAUCGUGUGCUGGACGCCCAUCCACAUCUUCGUCAUCAUCACCGCCCUCAUCAACAUCCCCAGCUCCACCCUGCAGACCAUCACCUGGCACUUCUGCAUCGCCCUGGGCUACACCAACAGCCUCAACCCUGUCCUCUACGGCUACUUGGACGAGAACUUCAAGCGCUGCUUCCGAGAGUUCUGCUCAUCCAGCCCGUCACUGAUGGACUUACACAUACACACCUCCUCACGGGGCGGAGCUGCGGGACGCCAGGUGCCACAACGCCAGCGUAAUAACAGCACACUGACGGGAGACAGGUCCAAUCAACAGGUAUGACUAGCCGUGGCGGAAACGUCGGUGGACUCUGGGCGUGGUGGCGGCGGCGAUGGUGGCGGCGGCGGCAAGGAGGACGUCAGCUGUGAACUGACACAAGUCACCACGGGGCUCUGACAUGUUGGCCGCCAUCCCUGGCCAAGAGGGCGCCGCAGGUAAAGUCGAUGUUUCCUGUUCGUUGGAGCGUGAGGUCACAUGACUUUGUGACCUCACAGACCCUAGCUCCUCCCCUAAGAGGCAGACACUUGAUUAAGUACACCUGCGCCACCCAAUGGGAGAGUAAGAAAAGCCUGCAGUUCCAUGCCAGGCCUGUGGUGGCAGCACAGCACCACCUGCUGCUUCUUGCCUCCACAUGAGUCCAGCAGGGUCCAGACCAUGGAACAACCUUCCACGCUCCAACAGGUCCUGCCAGUCUCUGAGGACAUUUCAAUCUAGUCUUUGUACUCAAGUCCACUUAGGCAGGACAGCUUCUUGCUUUUUAUCCUUUUUUUUAUUACUUGUUAUUGUUAUUUUAGCUGAUAUGUUAUAUAUGGGAAAGAAAACAAAUGGAAAAACACUAGCUGUUAAAUAACUGUUAAAUAUGUGUAAAUACUGUAUAUCCUUCACACCUCGUAUGUGUACAUACUGUAUAUCCUUCACACCUCGUAUGUGUAUAUACUGUAUAUCCUUCACACCUCGUAUGUGUACAUACUGUAUAUCCUUCACACCUCGUAUGUGUAUAUACUGUAUAUCCUUCACACCUCGUAUGUGUAUAUACUGUAUAUCCUUCACACCUCGUAUGUGUAUAUACUGUAUAUCCUUCACACCUCGUAUGUGUAAAUACUGUAUAUCCUUCACACCUCGUAUGUGUAAAUAC
Entelurus aequoreus (snake pipefish) is the source of this 2488-nucleotide messenger RNA. RefSeq names its product opioid receptor, mu 1 (gene oprm1). Gene Ontology annotation, cellular component: membrane; neuron projection. Gene Ontology annotation, biological process: neuropeptide signaling pathway; sensory perception of pain; G protein-coupled opioid receptor signaling pathway. Gene Ontology annotation, molecular function: G-protein alpha-subunit binding; neuropeptide binding; G-protein beta-subunit binding. The record is from RefSeq and is a predicted model, not a curated record. The transcript has 6 exons. Lineage: Eukaryota; Metazoa; Chordata; Actinopteri; Syngnathiformes; Syngnathidae. The coding region runs from base 9 to 1592 and encodes 527 amino acids.